CCUCAUUCCUCCUCCCACUCCUUCGUUCUUCAGUGCCCUUUAGCAUUGUGCUCUCUCUCUCUCUCUCUCUCUCUCUCUCCCCAGAGUUCUCUUCUUGCAAGAAAGAAACUCUCUCUCUCUCUCUCUCUCUCUCUCUCUCUCUCUCUCUCGUUCAUCAUUUUGGUAUUGGCAUUUUAAUCUGGUUUCUUGAACGAAAUGGAAUUCGACGAUCGAUUCAUGCAGGCUCAGAGGACAAAGUACGAUUGCCUUUUGUUCGAUCUUGAUGAUACACUGUAUCCCUAUAGUAGUGGGAUUGCCACAGCAUGCAGAAUCAACAUAGAAGAUUAUAUGGUUGAAAAGCUUGGCAUUGACAGGAGCAUAAUCCCUGAGUUGGGUAACCUUCUGUACAAGAAUUAUGGAACAACAAUGGCUGGUCUCAGGGCAAUUGGCUAUGACUUUGACUACGAUAAAUAUCACAGUUUUGUCCAUGGAAGAUUACCUUAUGACAACAUAAAACCCGACCCGGUUUUGAGGAGCCUCUUGCUGAACCUGCCUUACAGGAAGAUUAUAUUCACAAAUGCAGACAAGAUCCAUGCUGCUAAAGCACUAAGCAGGCUUGGAUUGGAAGACAUUUUUGAAGGGAUUAUCUGCUUUGAGACCCUCAAUCCGAUUCACAAAAACACUGUCUCUGACGACGAAGAUGACAUCGAAUUCGUGGGAUUAAGCAGCACUACCUCCAUUACUAGCAGCUCUCAAAUUUUUGACAUCAUUGGCCAUUUUGCUACACCAAACCCCACUUCCAAACUACCCAAAACUCCAAUCGUCUGCAAACCAUCUGAAGACUCCAUCGAACGGGCUCUCAAGAUAGCCAACAUCAACCCUCAAAGAACAUUGUUCUUUGAAGAUAGUGUCCGCAACAUACAAGCUGGCAAAAGAGUGGGACUUCAAACUGUACUGGUUGGCACAUCUCAGAGAGUAAAAGGUGCAGAUUUUGCUUUGGAAAGCAUUCACAACCUCAGAGAAGCAAUACCAGAGCUUUGGGAGGCUGAUAGGAAAUCUGAAGUUGGUUACUCUGGGAAGGUUGCUGUGGAGACAUCAGUCACGGCUUAGAUUUGUGCCCAAGAUGACUAAUUAAGUUUUCAUGAGGAACGAAAUCAUGUUUUUUGGGAUUUUACCAUCCCAUUUCCCUCAUCGUAAAAAAUCUCAUUUUCCUUGUCUCAUUGUAAUCCCAUGUUAAUUAUAAUAAAAAUAUAACUUUAUGUUCUCAUA
This is a messenger RNA of Malus domestica (apple), 1248 nucleotides long. Its product is annotated as phosphate metabolism protein 8-like. NCBI's taxonomy places the organism in Eukaryota, Viridiplantae, Streptophyta, Magnoliopsida, Rosales, Rosaceae. The record is from RefSeq and is a predicted model, not a curated record.